CGCCAUCUUGGUAAAGGGGGCUGCGCGACUGAAGGCCCGCCGCAGCUGUACAGUACUAACCGUGGUGCAUACGUAAUCAGCGUCACUACCAAGAGUGGUGAGUAGCAGGAGCUGUUUCCUCGAAGAUGGCGGGGUGCAGACGUGUUCAACUGCUUUCACUGCUGUGGAUGGUGGUUUUAGUUCCCGUGUGUGGAGUGAAAGACAUCCCUGCUAAUGCUCUCAACAGUGCGAACUUUAAACCAAAUGCUGCCAACUCUGAACAGGCUGUCGCGGGCCCGGUCACACAGACUCGCCGGACUAACGCCUGGAAGCUGGCCGAUGAGGAGGCCUGUCGUGAAGACCUGACCCGGUUGUGUCCCAAACAUACCUGGGGCAACAACCUUGCCGUGCUCGAGUGUCUGCAAGAUCGGAAGGACGACUCGGAAAUUUCUUCCGACUGCAAUCAUCUUUUAUGGAACUACAAACUUAACUUAACAACUGAUCCCAAGUUUGAGUCUGUAGCAGUGGAUGUCUGUAAAAGCACAAUUUCUGAGAUUAAAGAAUGUGCUGAGGAAGAGAGGGGGAAAGGCUAUUUAGUGUCCUGUUUAGUUGAUCACCGUGGAAACAUCACAGAGUACCAGUGUCAUCAAUACAUUACCAAAAUGACUGCAAUAGUCUUUAGUGAUUUCAGGCUCAUCUGUGGCUUUAUGGAUAGCUGCAAAGAAGAUAUUAACAUUCUGAAAUGUGGCAGCAUUAUAACAGGGGAGAAGGACAUACAUUCACAAGGUGAAGUAAUUGCUUGCCUGGAGAAAGCAUUAGUAAAGGAAGCGGAGAUUCAAGACGGUAGACCUCCGAUCAAGGAAGAAUGCAAAAAAUCCAUUCUGCGAGUUGCUGAGCUCUCAUCAGAUGAUUUUCACCUUGACCGAUACCUCUACUUUGCCUGCCGUGAUGACAGGGAACGCUUUUGUGAAAAUACUCAGGCUGGUGAAGGCAGAGUUUACAAGUGUCUCUUUAACCACAAAUUUGAAGAAUCCAUGUCUGAGAAGUGUCGAGAUGCAUUGACAACGCGGCAGAAGCUGAUUGCUCAGGAUUACAAGGUCAGCUACUCCCUUGCAAAGGCUUGCAAAGUGGAUUUGCGUAAAUAUCGUUGUAAUGUGGAAAACCUCCCCCGUGCCCGAGAAGCACGUCUGUCCUAUCUCCUGUUAUGUCUAGAGUCAGCUGUGCACAGAGGUCGGACAGUCAGUGGUGAGUGUCAAGGAGAAAUGCUGGAUUAUCGAAGAAUGUUAAUGGAAGACUUCUCACUGAGCCCGGAGAUAGUCCUGAAUUGCCGUGGUGAAAUUGAGCACCAUUGUUCUGGCCUUCACCGCAAGGGGCGCACUCUUCAUUGCCUCAUGAGAGUUGGCAGAGGGGAGAAGGGUAACCUUGGUGCUGUUUGCCAGCAGGCAUUACAAACACUUAUCCAGGAGACUGAUCCUGGUGCUGAUUACAGAAUUGAUCGUGCCCUGAAUGAAGCUUGUGAAUCUGUUAUUCAGACAGCCUGCAAACAUAUACGUAAUGGAGAUCCCAUGAUUCUAUCAUGUCUGAUGGAGCAUCUUUACACUGAAAAGAUGGUGGAAGAUUGUGAGCAUCGCCUUCUUGAGUUGCAGUACUUUAUAUCCCGGGACUGGAAGCUUGAUCCAAUUCUGUACCGCAAGUGCCAAGGAGAUGCUGCUCGACUUUGUCAUACUCAUGGCUGGAAUGACACUAGUGAAGUUAUGCCACCUGGGGCCAUUUUCUCCUGCUUGUAUCGACAUGCUUAUCGCACAGAGGAACAGGGACGUAGGUUAUCACGAGACUGCAAGGCUGAGGUUCAGCGAAUACUUCACCAGCGUGCUCUUGAUGUGAAACUUGAUCCCUCCUUGCAAGAAAGAUGCAUGAAAGACUUGGGCAAAUGGUGUAGUGAGAAGACGGAGAGUGGACAGGAACUCGAGUGUCUGCAGGAUCACAUGGAGGACCUGAUGACUUCUUGCAGAGAGAUUGUGGGCAAUCUAACAGAGUUGGAGUCUGAGGACAUUCAGAUUGAAGCUUUGUUAAUGAGAGCCUGUGAGCCCAUCAUUCAGACCUACUGCCAUGAAGUUGCAGACAACCAAAUAGAUACAGGAGACUUAAUGGAGUGUCUAGUUCAGAACAAGCACCAGAAAGAGAUGAAUGAGAAGUGCUCAGUUGGUGUUACACAUUUCCAGUUGGUUCAGAUGAAGGACUUUCGUUUUUCUUACAAGUUUAAAAUGGCCUGCAAAGAAGAUGUCCUCAAGCUCUGUCCUAACAUUAAAAAGAAGGUAGAUGUGGUUAUCUGCUUGAGUACAACUGUAAGAAAUGAUACCCUGCAGGAUAUAAAAGAUCAACGUGUUUCUCUGAAGUGUCGGAAACAGCUAAGAGUAGAGGAACUGGAAAUGUCUGAAGAUAUUCGUUUAGAACCAGAACUAUAUGACUCUUGCAAGCAAGACAUUGGAAAGCAUUGCCAGAAUGUACCCUAUGGAAAUGCUCAGAUGAUUGAAUGUCUGAAAGAUAAUAAGAAACAGUUGACUCAGCGCUGUCAUCAAAAGAUAUUCAAGCUGCAGGAGAAUGAAAUGAUGGAUCCUGAGUUAGAUUACACCCUCAUGAGGGUUUGUAAACAGAUGAUUAAGCGGUUUUGUCCCGAAUCAGACUCUAAGAACAUGCUGCAGUGUCUUAAACAGAAUAAGAACAGUGAGCUGAUGGAUCCAAAGUGUAAACAAAUGAUCACCAAGCGCCAAAUCACCCAGAGCAGUGAUUAUCGCCUAAAUCCAGUGCUUCGAAAAGCCUGUAAGGCAGAUAUUCCAAAGUUUUGUGAGAGCAUUCUCAUCAAAGCCAAAGAUGACAGUGAGCUUGAGGGACAAGUCAUUUCUUGUCUAAAACUUAAAUAUGCAGAUCAGCGUCUUUCUCCAGAUUGUGAAGACCAGAUCCGAGUAAUUCUUCAGGAAUCUGCACUUGACUAUAGGCUAGACCCCCAGCUUCAGCUGCAUUGUUCUGAUGAGAUAUCUAGUUUGUGUGCAGAGGAGGCUGCUGCUCAGGAGCAAACUGGACAAGUUGAAGAAUGUUUGAAGGCAAACUUACUCAAGAUUAAAAAUGAACAGUGCAAGAAGGAAGUGCUUAACAUGUUGAAAGAAAGCAAAGCAGACAUUUUUGUGGAUCCAGUCUUGCAUACUGCAUGUGCGCUGGAUCUUAAACAUCAGUGUGCAGCAAUCCUUCCAGGAAAAGGAAGACAGAUGUCUUGUCUAAUGGAAGCACUAGAAGAUAAACGGGUUCGUUUGCAACCAGAGUGCAAGAAGAGAUUACAGGACCGCAUUGAGAUGUGGAGCUAUGCAGCCAGGGUAGCACCAGCAGAGGGGUUUGCUGACCUGGCUAUGCAAGUGGUGAUGUCUCCCUCAAAGAACUACAUACUGUCAAUGAUGGCACUUUGUGUUUGUAUGCUGUUCCUGGUUGGAAUUCUUUGUGGCCGUAUAACCAAGCGUGUAACACGUGAGCUUAAGGACAGGUAGAACUACCUUGAUUGUAUGUACCCCAGUUUUUCCUCUGUCUAUUCCUGCCUUUUUCCAACCACUGCUCUCAUCAUUCUGUCAUGUCUUGGACCUGUACAGCCAAGCUCUGGGGAACACCUUGCAGCUAAAUUCCUUCAGUGCCACUCUUCUCCAGCUGAAGCUUCAGCAGUGAUUCCACCUGUCUUACAGUCAAGCCUGAGUUUGACAAGGCAGGUUGUUCCCCUCCUGCCAGCUAAGAGACUUGUUCAGUUACUUUUAGUCGUGUUUAUCCACUGUGUAUAUCUGCCAUCCUUCAAUCAAAUGGACCUUAACAUGAGGGCUCAAGGAGUUCUUGAUGUAAAGACGAAUCAUUCAGAAUUCUCUGUCACUUUUGCUUCUGCAUGUUUUAUUUUCUUAUGCAAUUUUUUGGGAAUGGGGGAGGGAUGAUUUUGGGUUUGGUCUGGUGCUGGUGAGUAGCACUAAUGCUCUUUAACAUCUAACCACUUCCUAUUUUUGCGGUGCCAUUUUUUUUUCCAUGUUGGUAUUGCACUUCAUUGGGAAUGGGCGGCAGGGUUUUUCAGAAGAGAGGGGCUCUUGGCACAGAUGGAAAAGAUGUAUAUUUUUACUUGGACAGAACUAUUGAUUUCCUGUAUGCUGGCUUUAAAGUUUAUUGACUGUUUUAAUAUUUUAGGAUACAAAUUGAAGGUUAUUUGCACACAUUUUUUUUUUUUGGUUGGGGUGGGCAAGGUUUGGGGGAUUGUUAAAUAUUGGUCAGUCCUCAGCAAGACUUCCAGCUUUUGAAAUGUGACUGUUUUGAGCCUUUGAGCCUAGAAAAUUAUUUCAGAUUAUUGAAUGGCUACAGCUGGAGGUCUAGCAGACUGCUGUAAAAUAAAAAUUGAAUGGAUCUUCUCUUACAUGUAACCAUAUCAAAAUUUUUGUUGCCUUGGAGUGCAGUAUUCCAAAUCAUGAAGAUUCUGCCUUUUACAGUUUUUAGAGUCAUGUUUACUUCUCCUGUAUCUGUAAGUUGGAUACAUUUUGCAUCAGCCACCUUUUUGCAAAAAACAAUAUGAAUCUUGCAAGUUUCCUCCUGCCAUGUGAAGAAGUUGUAUGUCCUCUUCCCAUCUUUAGCAUUUUGCUGGUCUUUACAAAGGAUUCACCUAUUUAACUGCAUUCUGAGGCUGAUGAAUACAUUUUCUAUCUUUUGUCCUAAAGAAGGCUGAAUACCCUAAAGUGAGUAUUGAUUUAGAGUUAUUGUUCUUUUAGAAGAAAUCAAGGUUCUUUUUUUUGCUCUGUGUUCAAUUAAUUUGAAAGAGCAACUGUUGGAAGUGUACUUUCCAAAAGGUAGUUUGUAUUUUUUUUAUUUAACUCGUCUCACUUUCAUUUUGGCCAAAUAUAACUAUUUAUUAAAAUAAAUCAGUAAAGCCUUUCUUUUUGGUUUUCCUCUGGUUUCCUUCCUUUUAUCUGUGGUUUUCCUCUGUACAGAAGUGUUUUAGUAUGGGACAAUCUUAAAAUUUGCCAUUCAGACAAUAUGGUACUGCACAAGAAGCUGAGACUGUUUUCAAUACUUGCUUUUUUUUUCUGUGCGAGUGUGCUUGUCAUCUAUCCUCUUGUUCAAACAGGCUUUUUGUAGGAAAUGUUGAGUUCUUUCCUCUACAACAUUCUAUGGGUUGAUAGCUAACUGAUUGGCUCAUUUGUACUCCCAGUUUGUUCCUGCCUUAGGUGCAUUGUUGCCAGAAAGUCUCUGUGUCAAUACUGCCUUGCACUCAGAAAAUUAGAUUCAGGAAAGGAAUGGAUUGGUGGAUGGAGAUUCUUUCAAUGUGGCAGAGGUUCGUUUGAGGAGCCUAAAUAAAUUAAUUGGUAGAGGUGAGACCAGAUAGUUUAAUGUAAAUGGUUAAACUCUGUAAUACCAGAUGUCACUGCAUAUUCUAGCUGUGCAGAAGCAGUUGAAAAGAUGAAGCCAUAAAUGUUGGUACUAGUAGUUAAUUUAGGGUCUGCAUUCUUUUACAGAAUAUGUGAUCUUUUGAAUUAUGCAUCUUCUAUAUAUGCAUUUAUUAAGUUGAACACUCCCCUAACCCAACCCCCCCCUUUUUUUUCUCAUCUUUAGUCUGUCUUAAUAUGUGGUUGUGUGUGUUUGGGUAUGUGUGGUCUUUGAUUGACAGGUGCCAUGUCCAGGGUUGGUUCCUACUUUGCAGUCAGUGCUGCCAGGAUAGGCUUCAGCCCACCAUGACCCUAAAAUUGGAUUACAAAGAUUAAAGAUUUAAUGAAUUUAAAGUUUUUUUCUGUUCAUAUGUUUUAAUCAGUAGAAUAUAAGAGACACUGUUUAUUUUAUUUGUUUAUGUGAUUUGUGAGUUAUUAAUAUAAAAACUUUGCAGGUUUAGUAACAAUUUACCAUUUGCCUUCAAUAUAUUGUUUAAUUUUGAAGAAAAGAAGACUGGAAUGACUACAGGCAAGAUGUUUUGCCCAGCUUUUACUCUGAUAUGUUAAUUGUUUUGCCUGGUCAGCAACUUGAAGCUCUGAAAGCAAACAUGAAAGCAUGCUAAUAAGGCUAUAUCUAAAAACAUAAAUUUUUAAAAGUGAUACUUGUAUAUUGAAGUGUAAAUAACUGACAGUGGUCCCUCAAUCUCAGAGGCCAUUAAAAACACUGAAAGUGUCCUGUUUUCUGGCUCUGACUGUAAAUGAAGCCUAUUGGUCUUAAAUUUAGCUAUACUACUACUUAGUUUCUCAGAUUACAUUGUUGACUUUGGACAUUUUUACAAGCUGAAUAAUCCUUGCAAAAGUAAAACAAAAACACUUGUACUGGCUUUGUUUGUAGGCUCAUGCUGUACUCUUAAUUUUGCAUAAAAUUAAAAUGUGUGUAUUUAUAGAUUAUACAUGAUUCAAAAUGUCCAGAUUUUCUAGAACAAAAUAAAUAACCAUAAUUUUAGUUAUAGUUGCAUGUUAAAUUUGUGAGAUCCCAUUUUGAAUUUUGAUUUUAGUUUUUUUUUUUUUUUUUUGCCAGUAAAAUGUUUCAUUUCAUUGUUUUCUCUUCCAAAAAUGUGUUUUCUUGUACUGAGGAACACUAAUUUGUCACACUGGUGAAAUUGGUAUUCUUAAUGUGAUUAGCUAAAGCAGCUGAGCUGAUAAUUGACUGUUUAUUAAAGGAAUUUGCUCUGGGAGCAGUUUGGGAAAUAAUAUUAAAGCAUGUAUUUCUACUUUUAAUUUGAAAUUCACUGGUGUACCAAGCAGUGUACAUUUAACAUAUGAUACCCUUAUCUAAUUAUGAGAUUUAAAAAAUAAUUUGUUUAUACCACCAUGAGUACUGAGUAAAUGUAAAAUGGGGCAAGUAUUUUGUUUCAGUAUUGUCAGAAAAGAGAGCAGGUAAGAAAAUGUUGGUUAAUACUGAUUAAACAUGUAGACUUGUGGAUGCUGUAAUGCCCAUACUGCAAUAAAUAGUAAUGAAAAACGUAAGUAUAUUUGCAUUUAAAAAGAGUAGAAAAUGGAAGAAUGUUGGGUAUAUUAUGAUGAGAGUUAGGCCUCACCAAUAUGUUUGCAACAAUUGUGCCAGUUAAUUUUGCAGUGUUUUAGAACUGUCUUUUAAUAAUCUAGAAGCCAACAGCCCUUUCAUAAUGGAGUUAGUGUGAACUUGAACUAUAAAAUAAGCAUUGUCUGCAACUGGGGAAUUUUGAAGAUGAAUGAGUAAUUUUUUAUCUAGUAAUACAACACAACCAAACUUUUUUUUUCAUUUUGUGCAUCUCCAGUCAUCAGUUGCUAGGUUAAAAAGGCCUAUCAGAUGUUCUUGAAACCAGUAGCUUAUAUUUGUCAGUAAAGAGUGAAAUUUCCUUAAAUAAAGCAUUGGUUUUGUACAACUUCUUUCAUGUAUAAAACAUGAAUAUACCAAUUUUGUUCUACUGACUCUGCCAUGUAACUGAGAUAUAACGAAGAGUAAUAUCUUGCACAUUUUUUGAUUUCUGUACAGAUAAAAUUGGACAAUUUAUUAAUAAAAAGUCUGCAGGUUUUUA
Molecule: messenger RNA, 7492 nt
Organism: Erpetoichthys calabaricus (reedfish)
Lineage: Eukaryota; Metazoa; Chordata; Cladistia; Polypteriformes; Polypteridae
Gene: glg1a
Product: golgi glycoprotein 1a
Exons: 27
Coding region: 126-3515 (1129 amino acids)
Cellular component (GO): Golgi membrane
Molecular function (GO): fibroblast growth factor binding
Source: RefSeq, a predicted model, not a curated record